Cicer arietinum (chickpea) is the source of this 895-nucleotide messenger RNA. The record is from RefSeq and is a predicted model, not a curated record. NCBI's taxonomy places the organism in Eukaryota, Viridiplantae, Streptophyta, Magnoliopsida, Fabales, Fabaceae.
AUGAUAGUACACUUGGUAGACAAAUUUGCAAAACACUACUUCAAGCUGGAGAAUCGCCACAAGUAUAACACUCAACCUAAUGAAAACUCAUCGUCUUCUUCAUCGCCACUUCAUGCUUUUCACUCUCAUGUUUCCAAACAAAUUUCUCAAUUAGCAUUGGAAUUGAAACAUGAGUCAAAAACAGUGUCCUUAUCAUGGUUUCAAAGAUGUUUUGGCCUCUUGCCAAUCAUCAACAAAGCUUUUGCAAAACUUGUUAUGGACAUUGAUUAUCCAAUGAGUCAAUGGAAAGUGGAUUCCAUUGAAGGGUAUCUCAACUAUACUAUGAAUUUGUUAGAGCUUUUGAAUUCCAUUUCUUCUUCUCUUUCUCAUCUUUGCCUAAGGCUUUCUCUAGCUCAUGGUUUGAAUUUAACUUUGGUGGAGAAGGAGAAAUCACAUUAUUUAGCUAAAAAGUAUUUGAAAUCAAUUCAACCAUUAGGGUGUUUUAUCACCAACUUUAGUAAACAUUUUCACACACAAGAUCAUAAAGCACGUCUUUUGUAUGGUAAAGAGUGGAUCUUUCAUGAGGGUGUUAUGGAAAUCAAAGUAUUGGAUUUUGGGUAAUGUGGAGUUUUCUUACCUUGUGUAUAUGGUGAUAUUAAGCCAUACAUGGAACUAAGAAAAAUUGUUGGUGAGUUUGAAAGCUCUCUAGUUGCAACACUUGAUAUCAAAAUCAGUGAAAAGUUAGUGAAGAAAAAGUCGAGCUUUCGCGAGAUCAAAUAAAUAAAUGACGGUGUUGCUGAAGUUGUUGUUGCUGAAGAAGUAAGAAUUGAUGCAGCUAAAGAAUUGCAGAGAAAGUUGUGUGAGUUAGAGAAGCUAUUUGAUGAUAUAAGCAAGGAGUGGAUCAUUUGUUUGAUGG